Messenger RNA from Colletotrichum truncatum, 1503 nucleotides. RefSeq names its product 3-dehydroquinate synthase. Gene Ontology annotation, biological process: antibiotic biosynthetic process. Gene Ontology annotation, molecular function: 3-dehydroquinate synthase activity. The record is from RefSeq and is a predicted model, not a curated record. NCBI's taxonomy places the organism in Eukaryota, Fungi, Ascomycota, Sordariomycetes, Glomerellales, Glomerellaceae.
AUGGCCUCCGAUAUGAAGGCGACGGUCGAGCCCACCAAGAAGGGUUUCUCCGUCUGUGGCUACGAGAAGAUUGAGUACGACUUUGAGUUCCUUGAUGGCGUUUUCCACAAGGAGAACCGUCAGCUGGCUGACUGCUACUCCCGCUGGAAGCGCUGUCUGGCCGUCAUGGAUCUGAACAUCUUCAACCUCUAUGGCAAGGAGAUGCAGGAGUACUUUGAGCACUACGACAUUGAGCUAAAGAUCCACAAGACCAUGAUUGGAGAGAAGGCCAAGUCCAUGGAGACGCUGCUGAGCAUCGUCGACUCCAUGACCGAGUUUGGCGUCUACCGCAAGGAACCUGUCCUUGUUGUCGGAGGUGGCCUGGUUACUGACGUUGCCGGCUUUGCAUGCGCUGCCUACCGCCGCAACACCCCCUAUAUCCGCGUUCCCACAACCGUCAUUGGCCUCAUUGAUGCCUCUGUCUCCAUUAAGGUUGCCGUCAACUACGGCAACUACAAGAACCGCCUGGGUGCCUAUCACGCACCCUCCCACACCUUCCUUGACUUCUCUUUCCUGCGCACCCUUCCCACAGCCCAAAUCCGCAAUGGCUUUGCUGAGCUGAUUAAAAUCUCCACCUGCGCACAUCUCGAGACUUUCGACCUGCUCGAUCGCUUCUGCGAGGAGCUGAUUAACACUGGCUUCGGUCGAUGUGAUGGCGCCAGCCAGGAGGUCCGCGAGGCGGCCGACAAGAUCAACCGCAGUGGUAUCUACGAGAUGUUGAAGCUCGAAACGCCCAACUUGCACGAGAUUAUGCUUGACCGCGUUAUCGCCUACGGCCACACAUGGUCCCCCCUCCACGAACUUGUUCCAGAAGUCCCUCUUCGCCAUGGUCACGCCAUUUCCAUUGACAUGGCCUACUCCGCAACACUCGCCCACAUUCUCGGCAAGCUCUCCUCCGAGGAGCACCGCCGUCUACUCAACCUGUUCUCUCGCGCUGGCCUCUCAAUGGAUCAUCCGCAAUUCGAUGAGGCUAUCCUCGACAAGGGAACCGCUGCUAUCUUGAAGACGCGUGAUGGCAAGCUGCGCGCCGCCAUCCCUUCACCACUGGGUCAAUGUGAGUUCCUGAACGAUGUGUCCUACGAGGAUAUGUGCGCCGCCCUGAAGGUCCACAAGGACUUGAUGAAGGAGUAUCCUCGCCAGGGAGCAGGUAUCGAGGCUUUUGUCGAUGCCAGCGAUACCGGUUACACUCUCAAUGGAUGCUGUGAGGAGAAUGAGCAGCGAGCGGACGUGGACGGCGCCGAGAAAUCUGUCAUGAACGACGAUACCAUCUCCGAGGGCGGUUCAUCUACCGCCGGCUCUUCUUCCUCGAGUCCCGAGUACGGACUGUCCAAUGGCAAGAACUUGGACCAGAAGAGAGCUACGUAUGCUGCGGCUGGACCCGAUGCAUUCAACAAGCUCAACGAGGAGAAGGUUGGAUAUGACAAGGUUCAUGUCGAGGAGCUUGUUAUCAACAGCUCCGCAUAA